AUGUUGUCUGUGUUCGCGAGAGCAAGAAGCACCACGAAUCCUACGACUGUCUUCAGCCGGAGUGACCUGCGUCUUAGUCCUUCCUGCACCUUCAGGAGCUCCCCGACGCCCUCGAAAGCCUCAUUCACCUCCGUCCACGCCCCCCGCACGCCCACGCCAGCCACCAUGAGCUCCUCCUCCACCACCUCGUCCUCCGCGACCGUCUCCUCUGCCCUCGUCCUCGGCCUCCUCUGCCUCGCCGGCCUCGCCUCCGCCCGGAUGCCCUACGUCUUCUCCUCGGGCUCUGAGUUCAUCACGGGGCAGGUGGCGCAGACGUUCUCGUGCGAGGGGCUGCCCUACGGAUACUACGCCGACGUCGACAACGCCUGCAGGGUCUUCCACAUCUGUCUCCCCAUCCCCGACGACCUUGGGCAGAUCGUAGAGACCGCCCACUUCUCCUUCAUCUGCGGCAACCAGACCAUCUUCGACCAGCAGACCCUCACUUGCAACCACCCUCAAGAUGCCUUCCCUUGCGACCAGGCACCUUCCCUCUACGACAUCAAGAAUGCAGAGUUUGGCCGCAUCGAAAAUGAUAAUUUCUAAGUGUAGUUAGUCCCUUUUUUUUAAAAAACUUUGCUUUUAUUUACUAUAUUUUUUGUAAUUGUAAUUAUUUUUGUAUACGGUAGACUUGUGAUAAUGUGGUAUUUAAGGUGGAUUUUUAAAUUGAUUUGUGAUGAUGUUAAAGGGAGAAUGGGAAAAUCUUUUCAGUGGGAUGUAUAUUGAAAGUUGUAUGUGACUUUUUCGUGUAAUUAGCAUUUUCUCCCGAUAAAAGUUUUCUAUUCUGGUAUCUAGAAUUCUAACUGAAAAUUAUAUUCCUUUGUUUUUUCAAACGAUAGACCAUUAGGGAUGAUGGUAUCCUGGGUGCAUUUAGAAAACAUUUAAAAAAUUUUUAUUUUCGAAUUCUAUGUCACAAAUCAGUUUUAAUUUGGACUUUUCAUCGCCAUGCUAAAAUUAUAUUAAAAUGAAUUCAA
Messenger RNA from Penaeus chinensis, 1010 nucleotides. RefSeq lists its product as uncharacterized. Gene Ontology annotation, cellular component: extracellular region. Bases 1 to 582 code for a protein of 193 amino acids. The record is from RefSeq and is a predicted model, not a curated record. Lineage: Eukaryota; Metazoa; Arthropoda; Malacostraca; Decapoda; Penaeidae. Gene Ontology annotation, molecular function: chitin binding. The transcript is spliced from 3 exons.